AUGCCCACAUCCGUCGCCACCCACGCAUCCCUCCUCCUCAAAGCCGCAGCCGCUAAGCCCUUCAUCUCCCCCCGCGCGGCGGCCCGGAUCCCCGCCCCCGCCCCUUCUCCCCACCCUCCCCCUCCGCCCGCCGGCCGCUGCCUGCCGACCACGGCGGCCGCUCUCGCUGCCGCAGCCCGCCGUUUCCGGUGUCCGUCGGCGGCGCGGGGGCUGUGCGCCGCGCCGCAUUCCGGCGGCGAGGGGAUGGGAUCUGAUGCGGGGGUCGGGGCCAGGAAGAGGCGGGUGCCGGCGGUGAACGGGCUCGCCAAGGACGUGCCGGUGGUGAACGGGAUGACCAAGGAGGAGCCCGCCACCGCGCCGCCCAGGCUGCUCACGCUGCCCACCGUGCUCACCAUUGGCCGCGUCGCUGCCGUGCCGCUCCUGAUCAGCACUUUCUACAUGGAGGGUCCAUGGGCAGCUACAGCCACAACAGGCACCUUCCUUGCUGCUGCAGUCACUGAUUGGCUAGAUGGUUAUAUUGCUAGAAAGAUGCAGCUAGGAACACCUUUUGGUGCAUUUCUUGAUCCUGUGGCUGACAAGCUUAUGGUAGCCGCAACAUUAGUUUUAUUAUGCACCAAACCUUUGGAAACAUCACUGCUCAAUGAUGGGCCAUGGCUUCUAACAGUCCCUUCCAUUGCUAUCAUUGGGAGAGAGAUUACAAUGUCAGCCGUGAGAGAGUGGGCUGCAUCUCAGAAUAGCAAAGUUCUUGAGGCUGUUGCAGUUAACAACUUAGGGAAGUGGAAGACAGCAACACAGAUGACAGCAUUGACUCUGCUUCUCGCCAGCAGAGAUCCAAGUCUACCUGCGCAAGGUGCUCUAGUUGCCCCCGGUGUUGCUCUACUUUACGUUUCCGCUGGACUCGCCAUAUGGUCCCUAGUGGGUGUUCGACGCCAUCCCGCGGCCCAGCGUCUUCGCCUGGAACGCCAUCCUCAUUGCACUCUCGCUCCACUCUCCCGAUCCCUCCGCCUCUUCGCCGCCUCCGGCAUCUCUCCCGACGAGAUCACGCUCUCUGGGCUCCUCAAGUCGCUGGCCGAGUCCGGACCGAGGCUGCCUGCACUCGUCGCCGCGGAGUUUCACGCCGUCGCGGUCCAGCGCGGCUUCCGGGACGACUUGUUCGUGUCCAAUGGUCUCAUCACCGCGUACGCGAACGCCGGAGAUUCGCGCUCUGCUCGGGCGGUGUUUGACGAAAUGCCACGGCGAGACGUGGUGUCCUGGAACUCGUUGAUAUCGGCGUACGCUCGUGCAGGGUGGUACCGGGAGUGCCUGGAGCUGUUUCAGGAGUUAGCGCGUGUUCAUGCUGGUGGCGGUGUUGGACCAAACAGUGUCACUGUGGCAAGCGUAUUGCAUGCUUGUGCGCAGCUGAAGGCUGUCGAUUAUGGGGUAAGAGUGCACCGUCUUGCUGCCGAGAAUGGGCUCUAUAUGGACGUCGCAGUGUGGAACUCAACAGUUGGGUUUUAUGCCAAAUGUGGAAGGUUGCAGUAUGCAAGAGAGUUGUUUGAAGGGAUGCCUAAGAAAGAUGCAGUCAGUUACAGUGCCAUGAUUACUGGUUACAUGAACCAUGGGCAUGUCGACAAGGGAAUGGAGCUAUUCCAGCGAGCAGAUGCUCAAGGUAUCAGCAUUUGGAAUGCAGUGAUUGUUGGAUUGGUUCAAAAUGGUCGCCAGUCUGAAGUGCUUGGACUACUGAAUGAGAUGAUUGGUUCUGGAAUUCUACCCAAUUCAGCCACGCUUUCUAUUAUCAUUCCUUCAGUUGAUUUGUCCGCCACCCUACUGGGAGUGAAGCAAGCACAUGGCUAUGCGAUCAGAAACAACCAUGAUCAGAGUAUCAGCGUCGUGAUUGCAUUGAUGGAUGCUUACUCAAAGGCUGGAUUUCUUGAUGGGUCUCGAAAGGUCUUUAAAUUGACUGGUGAUAGAAGCAAAAUUGUAUGGACAUCAAUCAUAUCCGCUGUUGCGGCUCAUGGAGAAGCUGCAGAGGCACUGUGCCUGUUCAAUGAGAUGAUCAAUGCUGGCAUCAGACCGGAUACCAUAGUCUUCACUGCUGUGCUUACAGCUUGUGCUUGUACUGGCAAGGUAGCUGAUGCUCGUAAAGUUUUUUACUCCAUGCAGGUUGUGUUUGGUAUCAAUCCGGUGAUGGAGCAAUAUGCUUGCAUGGUUUCUGGAUUCAUCCGUGCAGGGAUGCUAAAGGAUGCACUUGAGCUUGUCAGCAGCAUGCCAUUUGAACCAAAUGCAAAGGUCUGGGGUCCAUUGCUUAAUGGAGCAGCAGAAUUCGGUGAUGUUGAGCUUGGUAGAUUUGUAUUCGAUCAACUAUUUAUGAUUGAGCCUAAGAACACCGGUAAUUACAUUGUGAUGGCUAAUUUGUACUCAAAUGCUGGCAAAUGGGAAGAAGCUGAGAUCAUAAGGAGCAUGAUGUGGGGAGUUGGGCUCGAGAAGGUUCCUGGGUGUAGUUGGAAUUGA
Molecule: messenger RNA, 2490 nt
Organism: Miscanthus lutarioriparius
Lineage: Eukaryota; Viridiplantae; Streptophyta; Magnoliopsida; Poales; Poaceae
Source: the annotation of a GenBank genome assembly